CCCACCACCCCCAAACCUGAAGACACGACCCCUGAGGCACCGACGACCAAGGCCGACUCUCCCACCAGCCCGAAGCCUGAAGACACGACCCCGGAGGCACCGACGACGAAGGCUGAGUCUCCCACCACCCCCAAACCAGAAGACAUGACCCCUGAGGCACUGACGACCAAGGCUGAGUCUCCCACCACCCCUAAACCAGAAGACACCACCCCGGAGGCAGCGACGACCAAGGCCGACUCUCCCACCACCCCCAAACCUGAAGACACCACCCCAGAGGCCACAGAGGCACCGACCACCCCAGAGGCACCAACGACCAAGGCUGAGUCUCCCACCACCCCCAAACCUGAAGACACAACCCCGGAGGCACCAACAACCAAGGCUGAGUCUCCCACCACCCUCAAAGCUGUAGACACAACCCCAGAGGCACCAACGACCAAGGCUGAGUCUCCCACCACCCCCAAACCUGAAGACACAACCCCGGAGGCACCAACAACCAAGGCUGAGUCUCCCACCACCCUCAAAGCUGUAGACACAACCCCGGAGGCACCAACGACCAAGGCUGAGUCUCCCACCACCCCCAAACCUGAAGACACAACCCCGGAGGCACCGACCUCCAAAGUAGACUCCUCCACCACUCCUAAGGUCAAGGGGACUACCUCUGCAGCCACUGAGGCCGACACAAGUGCUCUGAAGAAAACACCACCUAUUCAAGUGACAACUACUGUCCCUGUAUUAGUAACAACUGCUAAAAAAGCCACAACCACUCCAAGGAAGGAGGCGGUCACAACAACUAGCAAGCAAACACUCAUACCUGAUGCAGGGGUAAUGGUUUCAGAAACAACAACAGAGAAGAAAAUUACAACUCCUGCACCCAAAUUAGCAACUACCACAACUGGAAAAGACACGACUACAGCAGUACAGAGGAUAGUGGUGACUGCAGCUAAGGCUACUGAGGUUGUAUCAAUAACUGACAAAAAAGACAAGACAACAGCUAAAACUGUUACUACUCCUACAACCAAAGAGCCCACAAGUAAAAUACAAACAACUACGGUGAACAAAGAGAUAACAACACCCAAGAAAGACAAAACUACUGUGCUUAAAGACAUUAUCACCACAAGUAGGAAAGACACGACUACUGUAACUCCGGUGGUAACAGCUGAAGGGAAGGACGAUACUCCGAAUACAACUCCUACAGCCAAGCAAGCUGUCGCUACAGCGGCUGAGUCGGAAGCAACUACUGCGGACAAAAAGACUGCCACAACAGCUGCAGAAAAAGAACCAGCCCUAGCUAAACAAGACAAGACUCCCAUACCAAAGGAGACUUCAACUGCCAAAAAAGAGGAAAGCCCUGUGGGAACAGCGACUGUAACAAGCACAGCUACAACUCCCAUGCCCAAGACCACUGUGUUGACAACUGCCAAAACACGUUCAACUCCUAAACCCAGGGAGAUUGAGACAACAAGUAAAAGAGACACAACCCUGGGAACCAGGCAGACUGUGACAACAGUAGCUAAAGAAAGCACAAGUGCUGCCUGUGUUGUUGUAGAGACAACAACAGCUAGUAAAAAAGAGGUAAUGACCAUCAAAGACACCAGCCUCACACCUGAAAAAGAAAUGCAGGAUGCCACUGAAAAGGCCCCUGGUACUGAGAAAGGAGAGGCAACUGCAGUUACCAAAGAGACCACCACAAGAGAUAAAAAAGACACAAUAGAAGAAAUGAUUAUUGUUUCUAAAGGGACAUCCAAGCCGGCCAUACAUUUCCAGGAGGUUACUGACACGAGAGAUGAGCCUCAUCCAGCUGACCCCAAAACUCUGCCCGCAAAAGAAGAGCCCGAGAUCAACAACAAACCUUUCGUACAGACUGCGGACGUGGGGAUUUUAACUGGAGAAACACAAGGUAAUUGCACUCCCGGGGGUACAAAAGCACGAAUAACUCCAACAGAGAGCACAACAACACACGUGAGUAAAGGACAUGCCAUACCUUUCCACGCGGUGCCAGGAGAACGCAGCGCUCCUGUCCCCGGAGUCAAGCGUGACCACGGUGCUACAGCUGCCGGCAUCCCACAUGCUGGGACCUCCGUCUUCAGCUGUGGCGGGCCCCUGUACUGGCGUUUCACGAACGGAGUGAUGGAUAAAGGCUAUCCCAAACCUCUCGCCAACGGAUUUGCGGGGCUGAGUGGGAAAAUAGUGGCAACCCUCCCCGUGGCAAGAUACAACGCCAGACCAGAAUCGGUUUAUUUUAUCAAAAAAGAUGGCAACAUGCAACAGUACGUGUACAGACAAGAGCCAGCCAAGAAGUGUCCACGAAGGACGCGGGUCACCAUCAGAUACCCAGCCUACGUCCCAAGGCUUGUCAUAAGGAGACGCUUUCAACGCGCAGUGAGAAUGCCAACCAUCGUUCAGACUGUCAGAAUCAACCCAUAUGCAUCUGGAGUUUUGCGUAAGGAAAUCAAAAUGACGGCCUACUGGAGAGGGCUCCCGAAAGUUGUUCAUUACACUCUGUCACUGCCCAACUACAACAAGCCAGACGGCUAUGAUUACUACGCCUUCUCUUACAACCGGUACUACAGUUUGGAUGUUGGCAAAAGAAUAGCAAGACCUGUUACCGCUCUCACAGGAAAGACCGUGUCCAAAGACUGGUACAACUGUCCUAGCAAGUGA
Opisthocomus hoazin is the source of this 2661-nucleotide messenger RNA. The record is from RefSeq and is a predicted model, not a curated record. Lineage: Eukaryota; Metazoa; Chordata; Aves; Opisthocomiformes; Opisthocomidae.